Messenger RNA from Hydra vulgaris (swiftwater hydra), 906 nucleotides. The record is from RefSeq and is a predicted model, not a curated record. Lineage: Eukaryota; Metazoa; Cnidaria; Hydrozoa; Anthoathecata; Hydridae.
AUGAUUUAUAAAUAUGAAAAUUGGUAUAAAAAAGUUGACUUUGCUGCUAAAAUAGGGAGAAUUGAUCUAAUUAAAUUAUUAACUCAAUUAAAUGAAAAAAGAACAGAAAAAGCAGUUGAUUUUGCUGCAGAAAAUGGACAUCUUGAAGUACUUAAAUAUUUACAUUCAAUAGGAUAUAAAGGUACAUAUCGUGCAAUUGAUUAUGCUGCAAGAAAAAGACAUCUUGAAGUAAUUGAAUAUUUACAUUCAAUAGGAUAUAAAGGUACAGAUCGUGCAAUUGAUUAUGCUGUUCAAAAUGGUCACCUUGAAGUACUAAAAUAUUUACAUUCAAUAGGAUAUAAAGGUGCAGAAGAUGCAAUUAAUAAUGCUGUAGGAAGAGGACAUCUUGAAGUACUUAAAUAUUUACAUUCAAUAGGAUAUAAAGGUACAUAUUGGGCAAUUGAUUAUGCUGCAAUGAAUGGUUAUCUUGAAGUAAUUAAAUAUUUACAUUCAAUAGGAUAUAAAGGUACAGAAGAUGCAAUUAAUAAUGCUGUAGGAAGAGGACAUCUUGAAGUACUUAAAUAUUUACAUUCAAUAGGAUAUAAAGGUACAGAUCGUGCAAUUGAUUAUGCUGUUCAAAAUGGUCACCUUGAAGUACUAAAAUAUUUACAUUCAAUAGGAUAUAAAGGUGCAGAUUGGGCAAUUGAUUAUACUGCAGAAAAAGGUCACCUUGAAGUAAUUAAAUAUUUACAUUCUAUAGGAUAUAUAGGAACAGUUUGUGCAAUUAAUUAUGCUGCAGGAAGAGGACAUCUUGAAGUACUUAAAUAUUUACAUUCAAUAGGAUAUAAAGGUGCAGAUUGGGCAAUUGAUUAUGCUGUUCAAAAUGGUCACCUUGAAGUACUUGAAUAUUUACAUUCAAUAGGAUAA